AAGUAUAACUAUUUGCUGACGAGAGACUUUAGUAAUCUGUGUGAACAGUUAGGUUGCAACUAGUUGCAAGUUGACUUAAGAUUUGCGAAAUAGUGUUGUUUCCAAUUGUUCAUUAAAAUUAAAUGGGCUUUGAAAAAACAAAACAAACAAACAACAUUAUGGAGUACCAAUGAAUAUAGUAUAGACUGUACAGAGUACAAAUGAGAUAUGAGCUAAAUCAGAGUCUGCUAUGAAUUUAUUUGAGCAGAGCGAAUGCAAGCCACUAUUAUUAGUUCAUCAUAAACAACUAUUUAAAAUGAAGCAACAUCAGCGAAAGUUAAUAAAUCCAUUAUUGAUUCUAAAUUAAACACAUUGUCAUUCUUUAAAUACAGAACCGGUCUGAUUCAAUCAGAAUGUGUUCUGACAAGUUAGGCUAAUUAAACAGAUAAGUAGCGUGGGAAACUAAAACUAGCUCUUUCGCAGUGUUUUCAACCAGUACAUGUCUAGGUGCAAUUAACUAACCCCAAGAAAUUAAGUCAGUGAUAUAUAUCUAUAUUGCAGUUUGGCCUGCUUAAAUAGUGGUUACAGAGGCCACAACAUGCAAUGUUAUCAAGCACAAAGGGAAAUACAGAAACCACUGGAAUGUUCCUAUGAUUAUCUACCAGUUUGUGGCAUAGAAAGUGCUGUUAUUUUUUUCCAAAAGUUUUCACCAAGUUUCCAUGUAAACAGAUCAGUCCAAUGGCUGCGUCGUGUGUGACCAAGGUGGAGCUGACAAUCUCCUGUGAAAACCUGCUGGACAUGGAUGUGACCUCCAAAUCUGACCCGCUGUGUGUCCUGCUCAUGAACACAUCGGGAAACCAGUGGUUUGAGGUCGAUCGCACUGAGAGGGUUAAGAACUGCUUGAACCCCAAAUUUGCCAAGAAGUUUGUUGUCGAUUACUACUUUGAGGUUGUUCAGAAACUCAGAUUCAGCGUUUACGAUAUUGACAAUAAAACCGUUGACUUGAGCGAUGACGACUUCCUGGGUGAGUUCGAGUGCUCGUUGGGACAGAUUGUUUCCAGUAGCAAGCUGACGAGACCUUUAGUGCUGAAGAACAAGAAACCUGCAGGAAAGGGAAUGAUUACGAUCAGUGCGGAGGAAAUCAAGGACAACAGAGUAGUGGAUUUUGAGAUGGAGGCCAGAAAACUGGACAAAAAGGAUUUCUUUGGAAAAUCAGACCCCUACCUGGAAUUUUACAGGCAGACGGAAACAGGCUGGCAGCUUGCUCACAGAACUGAGGUUGUGAAGAAUAACUUGAAUCCUUGCUGGAGGCCUUUUAAAAUCCCUCUACGGUCUCUCUGUGCAGGAGACAUGGAGAAACCAAUCAAGGUUGAAUGUUACGAUUAUGACAACGAUGGAUCUCAUGAUUUGAUAGGGAUUUUUGAGACCAAUAUGAAGCGUCUGCAAGAGGCAUCCCGCAGCGCUCCGGCAGAGUUUGAGUGCAUAAACAGUAAAAAGAAACAGAAGAAGAAAAAUUAUAAGAACUCUGGAGUCGUGAGUGUGAAGGUUUGUCAGAUUACCAGGGAAUACACCUUUUUGGACUACAUCAUGGGAGGCUGCCAGAUAAAUUUCACUGUGGGCAUAGACUUCACAGGGUCAAAUGGUGACCCCAGGUCACCCGAUUCUUUACAUUACAUCAGUCCUCAAGGAGUGAAUGAAUAUCUCUCAGCCAUCUGGUCAGUUGGGCUCGUGGUCCAGGACUAUGACAGUGACAAAAUGUUUCCUGCGUUUGGAUUUGGCGCCCAGAUUCCUCCUUCAUGGCAGGUGUCUCAUGAGUUCCCUCUCAACUUCAAUCCCGCAAAUCCGUUCUGUGCUGGUGUGGAGGGUGUGGUGGAGGCCUACAGGAUAUGCCUUCCUCAGGUCAAACUUUACGGGCCUACGAACUUCGCUCCCAUUAUUAACCACAUGGCUAGUUUCGCACAGCAGGCUUUACAGCAGAAGACAGCGUCGCAAUACUUUGUCCUGCUGAUCAUCACGGACGGAGUGAUCACAGACAUGGACCAGACGCGUGGAGCUAUAGUGGCCGCCUCCCGCUUGCCCAUGUCAAUCAUCAUUGUGGGCGUAGGCAAAGCCGACUUCACAGAUAUGGAGAUUCUGGACGGAGAUGAUGGGCGACUGAGGUCUGUCACGGGAGAACCGGCCGUACGUGACAUUGUGCAGUUUGUGCCCUUCAGAAAGUUCUUAAACUCUCCUAAAGAAGAGCUCUCCAAGUGUGUUCUGGCCGAGGUUCCUGGUCAGGUCGUCAACUUCUUUAAAAUGAUGAAGCUCCCGCCUCCGACAUCAAACACUCCAGUGGAAGCUCAAACCGGGCCGACACAGAACUGAACUCCACAGCUGGACAUCAUCAACCUGCUCAUCUAACUUUAGGCCUUCUUAAAGAGACAUACAGUGCCACUUGAUACAUUUGUGUUGGUUUAAAUUUCAGUUAUUUGUUUGUUUACUUUUUAAAAAUCAUUUAAUAUGUAUUCAUGUUUUGUUCUGU
This is a messenger RNA of Carassius carassius (crucian carp), 2500 nucleotides long. RefSeq names its product copine III (gene cpne3). Gene Ontology annotation, biological process: cellular response to calcium ion; ERBB2 signaling pathway. Gene Ontology annotation, cellular component: plasma membrane. The record is from RefSeq and is a predicted model, not a curated record. Bases 718 to 2343 code for a protein of 541 amino acids. Lineage: Eukaryota; Metazoa; Chordata; Actinopteri; Cypriniformes; Cyprinidae. The transcript is spliced from 15 exons. Gene Ontology annotation, molecular function: calcium-dependent phospholipid binding; receptor tyrosine kinase binding.